CUAUCCAGCAUAACAGCUUCGCCCUCAGAAAGCCCAAAACCUAUUCUUGCAAACCUGGCGCGGCUCGCAACGACGCUGACGGGAAAAGAGGGCCGGCCAGAAACUGUCCUCGCCCCACCCGCCCCCUGCUUGGGAGCCGCGUCGGAGCAACCAGGAGGCCUGACGAGCAACCCGCCCGCCUUUUCCGGCCUUCAGCCUGGAAAUGGCUCUGAGGCUGCUGGGCCGACCUGCAAUUGUGACGAGGUCAGUUGUGCUGCAUAAUUAUUUGGGAAGUGCUAACUUCAGCACCAAAGGAAAUGCUGAGCCCAGCAAGCAGCCGCUUAAGAAAGCAAAAUUACCUGUAGGUCGUUUUGAUGAAUCAGAGGAAUCCAGUGCAGAAAAAGAGCCACUAGAAAAAUUUCCUGAUAACAUCAAUCCUGCAACAAAAGAAAAAGGUGGACCCAGAGGCCCUGAACCAACUCGUUACGGAGACUGGGAGCGGAAAGGACGCUGUAUAGAUUUUUAAAUGGCUCCAUACCGUUAGCAUGAUGUAUGAGCAAAUGAAGACAUUUCAUCCAGAUGAUGUGAUCUUUCUUUCUGUACCUGUACAUAUAUUAGCAUGUAUGUAAUGGCAGUUUUGAAGGAUACUUCCUGUGCAUAAAUAUAUUUCUAAGUACUG
Molecule: messenger RNA, 658 nt
Organism: Sphaerodactylus townsendi
Lineage: Eukaryota; Metazoa; Chordata; Lepidosauria; Squamata; Sphaerodactylidae
Gene: SDHAF4
Product: succinate dehydrogenase complex assembly factor 4
Exons: 3
Coding region: 203-505 (100 amino acids)
Biological process (GO): mitochondrial respiratory chain complex II assembly
Cellular component (GO): mitochondrion
Source: RefSeq, a predicted model, not a curated record